AUAUCAUUCAUCUGUUGUUUGCCAAGGGCUGUGCCUGUGAAAUGAGACCAUGACAACUGAUGAGGCUACAAAGAAGGAAGGAGAGGUCCAGACGGCAACUCUUGCUGAACAAGGCGAGGAUAUCACACCAAGCAAAGAUCGAGGAGUUCUGAAGAUUGUGAAGAGACCAGGGAAUAAAGAUGAAUCUCCUAUGAUCGGAGACAAGGUUUAUGUCCACUACAAAGGGAAGCUAGCCAAUGGGAAAAAGUUUGAUUCCAGCCGUGACAGGAAUGAACCAUUUAUCUUCAGCCUGGGCAAAGGCCAGGUCAUCAAGGCAUGGGAUAUUGGGAUUGCCACCAUGAAAAAGGGAGAAAUUUGCCACUUACUGUGUAAACCAGAAUAUGCAUAUGGUUCUGCUGGCAGUGUCCCCAAAAUACCCUCCAAUGCAACACUGUUCUUUGAGAUUGAGCUGCUUGAUUUCAAAGGAGAAGAUUUAUUUGAGGAUGGAGGCAUCAUCCGCAGAAUUAAAAAGAAAGGUGAAGGAUACUCCAACCCCAAUGAAGGAGCUGCGGUACAAAUCCAUCUGAAAGGAGUCUGUGGUGGUAGAAUGUUUGAUUGCAGAGAUGUAGCAUUUAUUGUUGGAGAAGGAGAAGACCAUGACAUUCCCAUUGGAAUUGACAAAGCUCUGGAGAAGAUGCAAAGGGGAGAACACUGUAUCCUGCACAUCGGAGCACCGUAUGGAUUUGGUGAAGCAGGAAAACGUAAAUUUGGCAUAGAGCCAAAUACUGAACUUGUAUAUGAAGUUACACUGAAAAGCUUUGAAAAGGCCAAAGAAUCUUGGGAGAUGGACACCAAAGAGAAACUUGAGCAGGCUGCCAUUGUUAAAGAGAAAGGAACUGUGUACUUUAAGGAAGGCAAGUACCCUCAGGCAGUGAUUCAGUAUGGGAAGAUUGUGUCCUGGCUAGAAAUGGAAUAUGGCUUAUCAGAAAGAGAAUCUAAAGCUUCAGAAUCCUUGUUGCUGGCAGCCUUCCUCAACCUUGCCAUGUGCUAUUUGAAGUUACGGGACUAUGCUAAGGCUAUUGAGUAUUGCAAUAAGGCAUUGGCACUGGACCAGGCUAACGAAAAGGGCUUGUACAGAAGAGGUGAAGCGCGACUACUCAUGAAUGAAUUUGAGUUGGCAAGAUGUGACUUUCAAAGCGUUCUAGACGUGAAUCCGCAAAACAGGGCUGCAAAGUCACAGAUAACAGUGUGUCAGAAGAAGACGAAGGAACACAAUGAUCGUGACCGAAAGAUAUAUGCCAACAUGUUCAAGAAAUUUGCAGAGAGAGAUGCAAAGGAAGAGGCCAGUAAAACCACAGGAGAGAAGGGGCACCUGGCAACUUCUGAAAUUGGCCUAGAGAAGACAGUGACUGAAGACAAAGAAUCAGAGGGCCAUGUAUGACUGCACAGCAGAAAGACAAUCCUUCUGAACUCAGCCUGCACCCAAACAGGUUUCUGAAGAACUCAGAAUGCAACAGUGUUUAUUGUAAAGCUUGUUACAGUAGGCGUUAUUGUGGAAGCAAAAAGCCUAUCCAGCAGCUUCACAAGAAACUAUCAAAUCAUUUAUCACUGCUGAGCAUGCUCACCAGUGGAAUGUGAGUAGAGGGACAGUGUGGGACCACUCCAAGUGGAACAAAUGGUUUAAACAAACA
This is a messenger RNA of Euleptes europaea (tarantolino), 1670 nucleotides long. RefSeq names its product FKBP prolyl isomerase 5 (gene FKBP5). Bases 50 to 1420 code for a protein of 456 amino acids. Gene Ontology annotation, molecular function: protein binding; peptidyl-prolyl cis-trans isomerase activity. Lineage: Eukaryota; Metazoa; Chordata; Lepidosauria; Squamata; Sphaerodactylidae. The record is from RefSeq and is a predicted model, not a curated record. The transcript has 10 exons.